Messenger RNA from Thlaspi arvense, 2351 nucleotides. The record is from the annotation of a GenBank genome assembly. NCBI's taxonomy places the organism in Eukaryota, Viridiplantae, Streptophyta, Magnoliopsida, Brassicales, Brassicaceae.
AGUAAUCAAAGGUAAAAGUCUUUCAAGACCAAUUUUAUAACCAUUACGAUUAAGGAAAACGAGAAUAAAAGCAAAUUAGAUUUGUAAAUCAGACAAUUAACAAACACAAAAAAAAACUCUCUACAGAAGAAGAAACCACUGAAAUCAACAUUUAUAAAUACAUUUUGGUCAGCAUGCAAAAACCAAAUUUUGUUUAGAUCUCAUCACCAUCACAAAGCGACGCCAUUAAAUCUUUUGGAGAUCCCCAAACAGGAAGAUUAAAGAACAUCUCUUUCUCUUCUUCUUCCUCUUUUCUACACGCUUCUUCUGCAAUUUCACAUACGCUUGAUACAUUUUGGAUGAUCCCUUCUCUUGCUUCUUCCUUUGAGAGAAGUUCGUCGAUGAAAGACGGUAGCGAGAAAGCAUCUUUCUCGAUCUGCUCUCGAGUUUCAAUCGAAGAAGAAGAUUCCGGAAGCGACGAUUGAAACUGAUUUGAUUUUUCUUGCAAUGCGCACAAGUUGUUCGACAAAAUCUCCCAGUGAUCGAUUUCUCUCUGGUACUUUCUCUUGAGCUUCUCAAGUAUCUUCCUCUUACGCUUCCUUCGAUUUCUCUCUUCCUCCGCCGGAUUCACCUCCGGAACCGCCGAAUUAGAAGCUUCACCGGCGGUAGUUUCCUCGCCGCCGCAUUUCAUUCGCUUGUAAACAAAUCCAUCGUCGUUGCAAAGCUCCCACUCUACAUAACUCGCCGGCGCCGCCGCCGAUGCUUGUUGGUCCAUGCCCGCCUAAGAAAUCUCAGGAGCCCGGAAAAUUUUUCACCGGCGAAAUUCAAUUCAGGCAACCACCGAAUUUUCCGUUCGACAAUCUUCACCGUUGAUAUUAGGGUUCAGAUUUUCGUCGGUGGUAAUGGUUUCUCCGUCGAGAGAUAACCCUAGGGAGUGUAGAUACCCGCUCUCUUUUUUUCCACUUUUCCCCCUCUUUUUUUCUAAAUUAAAUGAAUUCUGAAAUAAAAAAGAAUAUCGUGGCGUCACGAAGGGGAUAAUGAUCCGAUUAGUUUUUUAACGUCUAACUUUUUUGAUUAGUGUUUAUACAAAUUUAAAAUUAAACGUUUUAAUAAGGUUUUAAAAUUUUAAUCACUUUCCGUCUUUUUUUGGCUUUAUCCAAUUAAUGACGAAGCCAUGGAUGGUUUACUCGUUCUUUCCAAACGACAUCGUAUUGUUCUUGAAUCUUGACCUACGAAUCACAAUUUUACACUUUAAAACAAAAUAAUUCUGGGAAAAUCUUAGAACAGAUUUUGGAUUUAUCCAGCAGAGAUUGAGAUUUAGAUUCGAAUAAUCUAGUUAAAGUUUUUUUUUUUUAUUUGGUACGUUUAUGUUUUGUUUUCAUUUUUUGGCUGCUCGUUUUUGGUAACCAAUGUCGUCGUCGGAUAUUGCCGGAAUUCUGGAUUACACGAAAGAGCUUGAUCGGCUAAGAAAAGAACAAGAUGAAGUUUUGGUAGAGAUCAAUACGAUGCACAAGAAGCUUCAAGCUACUCCUGAGGUAGUUCAUAAGCAUGGUGAUACUUCACUGUCGAAGCUUAAAGUUUUGUACACUCAAGCAAAAAGAGCUUUCCCAAAACGAAGUAACCGUGUCGAACAAUUUGCUUACUCAGUUGGAUUCUUUGCUUCCAUUUGUACCAACGGGACAACAACGAAGCAAAUUUGGUACACAAUGUAUGUAAUGAGACUUUCUCCUUUCAUGAGAAACCGAAUCGAGGCAUAUGCAAGUCUAAAGGGUGAACAGGUCGCUGCGAGAGUUACAGAAGAGAAUGCUGAUAAAGAUGAGUGGUUUGUGGUUAAAGUAAUUCACAUCGAUAGAGAAACAAAAGAAGUUGAAGUACUUGAUGAAGAACCAGGAGAUGAUGAAGAAGGAAGCGGUCAGAGGACCUAUAUGUUACCGAUGUCAUGCAUUUUACCGUUCCCUAAACGAAACGAUCUUCUCAACACGCAAGAGUUUCCAACGGGGAGACACGUGUUAGCUGUGUAUCCAGGGACAACAGCACUCUACAAAGCCACUGUGAUAAGUACCCCACGAAAGAUGAAGUCUGACGAGUACUUGCUUGAAUUCGAUGAUGAUGAGGAAGAUGGAGCAUUGCCUCAAAGAACAGUACCUUUCCACAGAGUUGUAGCUUUACCAGAAGAUCGUCGCCGGUGAAAGGAAACAAACAACGGGUUUAUCAGUCUCUUGCCAGAAUUAUUUUUCAUGGAUUCUCAUUGGGUAGAUUAAGAUAAGUUUGAUGUUUAAAGUUUUUACCUUUUGUGUCAAAAGAAAACCGACGUAUUUUCAAUUAGACCGGACCAAAUCAGGUAAUAUAUGUCCAAAACUGGAUUCGAACCG